Messenger RNA from Cyprinodon variegatus (sheepshead minnow), 1712 nucleotides. It is a transcript of the gene farsa, whose product is annotated as phenylalanyl-tRNA synthetase alpha subunit. Bases 29 to 1522 code for a protein of 497 amino acids. Gene Ontology annotation, biological process: phenylalanyl-tRNA aminoacylation. The transcript is spliced from 13 exons. The record is from RefSeq and is a predicted model, not a curated record. Gene Ontology annotation, cellular component: cytosol; phenylalanine-tRNA ligase complex; cytoplasm. Gene Ontology annotation, molecular function: tRNA binding; phenylalanine-tRNA ligase activity; ATP binding. Lineage: Eukaryota; Metazoa; Chordata; Actinopteri; Cyprinodontiformes; Cyprinodontidae.
UCUCUUUCGGGCUUUGCAGGGCUCCAGCAUGGCGGACACCGGUGUGGUGGAAACGCUUCUCCAGCGGAUUGAGAAGGUGGACGGCGGCGUGGACUCCCUGGAAGUGGCGGCCAGCCUCGGGGUGGACCACCAGGUCAUCGUCGGAGCCGUAAAAAGUCUUCAAGCGCUCGGUGAUAUCAUCUCCGCGGAGCUUCGCUCCUCCAAACACUGGGAGCUGACAGAGGAGGGCAGCGAGAUAGCCGAGCAGGGCAGCCAUGAAGCCCGGGUGUUCAGCUCCAUCCCUCUGGAGGGUCUGCUUCAGGCUGAGCUCAUGAAACUCUCCUUUGGGAAGAUCGGCUUCAGUAAGGCCAUGUCCAACAAGUGGAUCCGCUUGGACAAGUCCCACGAGGGAGGGCCCAGGAUAUUCCGAACAGUGGAGAGCAUAAAAGACCAGGUCAGAGAGAGGCUGCUUCUGGUAAAGCAGGGGAACGCCGCCCAGCUGGACGAGAAGGAGAAGAAUGAGCUGAAGAAGAGGAAACUCCUCGCUGAAGUCACUGUGAAGUCUUACUGGAUCACCAAGGGGAACUCCUUCAGCACCACCGUAACCAAACAGGAGACGGAUCUCACCCCUGAGAUGAUCACCACUGGCAGCUGGAAAGAGAAGAAGUUCAAACAGUAUAACUUUGAGGCCAUGGGCGUGGCCCCGGACUGCGGCCACCUGCACCCCCUGAUGAAGGUGCGAACGCAGUUCAGGCAGAUCUUCCUGGAGAUGGGUUUCUGCGAGAUGCCGACAAACAACUACGUAGAAAGCUCUUUCUGGAACUUCGACUCUCUGUUCCAGCCUCAGCAGCACCCAGCCAGAGAUCAGCACGACACCUUCUUCUUAUCCGACCCGCCGCUCACUCGCGGAUUUCCACCGGAGUAUCUGGAGAGAGUGAAAAAGGUCCACUCAGAGGGAGGCUACGGCUCACAAGGGUACAAUUACGACUGGAAGAUAGAGGAGGCUCAGAAGAACAUCCUGCGGACCCACACUACAGCCGUCAGCGCCCGCAUGCUGUAUAAGCUGGCACAGCAGGAGAAAUUCACGCCUGUGAAGUAUUUCUCCAUCGACCGGGUGUUUAGGAACGAGACCCUGGAUGCCACCCAUCUGGCUGAGUUCAACCAGAUAGAGGGAGUGGUGGCCGACUACGGCCUGACGCUGGGGGACCUCAUGGGGGUUCUCCACCAGUUCUUCACCAAGCUAGGAAUUACCAAGCUACGCUUCAAACCAGCCUACAACCCGUACACAGAGCCCAGCAUGGAGGUGUUCAGCUACCAUGAAGGGCUGAAAAAGUGGGUAGAAGUGGGAAACUCGGGGGUCUUCCGACCAGAGAUGCUGCUGCCCAUGGGGCUCCCUGAGGACGUGUCUGUGAUCGCCUGGGGCCUUUCUCUGGAGAGGCCCACGAUGAUCAAAUACGGCAUCAACAACAUCCGGGAGCUGGUGGGACACAAGGUGAACCUGCAGAUGGUCUACGACAGCCCCAUAUGUCGCCUGGACUCCUGAGCUUCAGCCCGUCUGUGAAGCUGGUUCGUGUUUGGACUUGUUUAACCCCGACCGUGAAAACGUUCCUCGGCAGCACACAGAAUUCCCCGCCCCUCUUCUGAAGGGAGCCGUUUGGAGGAGAAGCUGAUGAAUGAGAGUCCACACCUCAUUUCAAAAGUUGCGGCUAAAUAAAGCUUUUUCUAACGACCUA